AUGUUGAACAAUCGAAAUCGAAAGAACGAUGAACUGCGAAUAUACAACGCGAUCAUUAAAGGAUAUGAGACAGACAUACACCCUUCAGAUCCAGUCUUUUCUACCAAAGUAGUUAAAGUGACGUUAGAUGUUCAACUGAUUCGCAUUUUGGAAAUCAAUGAAAGAGACCAGUUUGUCAAAUUGUAUGUUUGGGUGAAUCAGCAUUCACAUACACAUAACCGUUUAAGAUAUCCACAUACUUAUGUAUUUGUGUUUUCUCGUCUUUAUAGUAUAACAGUUGCAGCUACUAAAGCCCAAAACAUAAAAGGUUUGUUUAAAUAUGUCUCUCGCUUCAAGUACUGGACAAAUCCAUUACUGCGUUGGGAUCCAAAGGAGUACGGGAAUGUAACAACACUAUUUGUCAAUCCAGCCAAAGUAUGGGUUCCAGACAUUGUUCUUUAUAACAGCAUUGACGAAAAUGGUGAAUUCAGUGGUGGCCUUGAAACUUACAAACACAAAGUCCAAGUUAACUAUGAUGGCAAGAACUCUUGGCUCAAUCCUGCAAUAUUUCGUAGCAUCUGCCCCAUGGAUGUGCGUUUCUUUCCUUUUGAUGACCAAGUAUGUAAAUUGAAAUUUGGAUCGUGGGCUCACGACGCAUCGAUGAUUGACAUCGAAGACCCUCCCAAUUCCACCUCGGCAAAUGAUUACUACAUUAACCAUGGUGAAUGGGAGUUGUUAGGCUUGACAGCAAAGCGAAACGCAAAGAAGUACCAGUGCUGUGCCAACCCGUUCGUUGAUAUGACUCUAACUGUCAGCGUGAGAAGACAUGCAAUAAGCUAUGAGCUAACACUGAUUAUUCCAUGUGCGUUGUUGUCGUCGCUGGUGUAUCUUGGUUUUAUUCUGCCACCAGAAUCUGGAGAAAGAAUCGGCCUCAGCAUAACAGUGCUGCUUGCAGUGACGGUUUUCCAAGAAAUGACAAGUCAGCUAAUGCCAAGAUUUGAUUUCCCAUUUCUGGCCCAAUAUUAUUUGGCGACGAUAUUCCAAACAGCAUUCUCUCUCGUUGUGACAACCGUUAUAUUGAACUUCUAUCAUAGAAGCAACAGGGAAAUGCCUUGGCUGGUCAGAUUGAUUCUCUUGAAAUGGAUGUAUCCAGUUUUGUUCUGUGCAAGCAAAAGAUUUGAAAAAGAAGCAGAUCCAGUUGAUGCUCAUGACGAUCAAACUGAACGAGCAAUCGUACCGUUAUCAGACAAGAAUGACCCCUUCCAAGCACCAAAUCAAGACCAAAAUGACAAUUUAAAGACACCGCAUCAGCCGGACAUUUUAACAACCGAUGUCAUAAUUCCAAGAGAAAAAAGCAUCGAAAGCAAGCUGUCAGCUAUAAAUGACGAUAUACUUAUCACCGUAACAGAUUGCGAACAACAAAACUUGCUAGGAAAGGAGGAAGAGGUUAUUCAGGCCAACUUCAGUAAGAAACAAACAACGACAAAUGAUGAGCGGUCUUUCAGAGGUGCAAACAUGAAGAGAAUAUCAGCUAAGUUUAGCAAUGCUUCCGAAGACGAACUUAACAGUCUCAUACAUGAAAGCACGUCCUGCCUUGAAAUCAAUACAGAACCUACGAAGGCCAAGAAAAAAAUGUCUACAGCAAGCAGGAUCUCCCAAACAAACCCCAGUAUUCGCAAGCGAUUAUCUAGAAGUGGCGAAACUCAUUUCGCAAUCGGAAAGGCUAUAAACAGCUCUGCUUUCAUGCUUCUCGGCGACAGUCUACGCGCUCAAGGCACCGCAAUCUACAAAAAGCAGGAAAAGAAAAAGAGGGAAGAGAUUCUUGCAGAACGUAAAAGAGACUGGGUAAAGGCUGCCAGAGUUUUGGAUCGUUUCUUCUUGAUUUUGUUCAUAAUCACUUCAACUUGCUUGCUGGUUCUUAUAUUUUGCAGAGCACCUCGUUUCAGUAGGUAGAAAUGAGGUUAAGCAUGCACUCGUAUUGACAUCGAAUGGUGCUAAAAAAAUAUAAAGUGCGGUUCAUUGUUAAAAAUAUUUGAAGCAUAUAGAUUUUUAUGGGCUCUUUAAUAGCAUUGAUUCGAGGUGAUUCAAGGUGAUUCAAGGUGAUUCGAGGUGAUUCGUGAUGAAUCGCGGUGAUACUUUGCAAAAAGUAGGAUACGACGAGAGUUUAAAAAGAAGACAAAAGAUGCCGGUGAAGUUAUCAUAGAAACUUUGCUGCGCGUUUAAAUAUUCAUGAAGGGAAUUUCGCAACUUUUCUGAAACGACAUAUGUCAUGCCUGCUGCCAACUCACGACGUUUAUUGCAAAUAUGGCUACAUUUGGCGUGAGACAUCGAAAAAUCACGAGCAAACAACCAGAAUCUGUGAUAAAUUGUCAUGCUGUAUGUUUAAAAUAGCGAAUUCCUUGCAAAGAAAACUCUUACGAGAUCCUCUUGUCGAUCUAAAUAAAGAUAUGAUUUGCGUUGUUAAAGGUGGGAAACUGGUAUGAAGUAGGUUUAGAAGAGAUUGACUUGGACAAGCAUAGCACGUGGACUAUUGCUUCUAUUAAUAGAAAAAGGCUAUAUGGGUCUCCAUGAAGCUUCAAAACUAAAACGAAAUGACACCAGAGCGUUGA
Molecule: messenger RNA, 2588 nt
Organism: Rhopilema esculentum
Lineage: Eukaryota; Metazoa; Cnidaria; Scyphozoa; Rhizostomeae; Rhizostomatidae
Source: RefSeq, a predicted model, not a curated record